Molecule: messenger RNA, 3209 nt
Organism: Oldenlandia corymbosa var. corymbosa
Lineage: Eukaryota; Viridiplantae; Streptophyta; Magnoliopsida; Gentianales; Rubiaceae
Source: the annotation of a GenBank genome assembly
CCAAUACAUAAAUAUAUGUGUGUUCUUUCAAAUUGGUCGCACAUGUAUGCCUAUAUCAAAUCUAUUGUCUUUUUAUGCAGAUUUUUUUAAAAGUUCUUUUUUGCCUUUGUAUGGUGAUAUUAUCUUUUUGCUCUAAAUUUUAUACGUGCAUUCACAAGAGAACAAAUAAGCAUUAGAUAGUACAUGAUUUUCCUUAUCAUUAUAAACAUGAUUUUCCUUAUCAUGUUUUUAGGUCUAAGGUAUUUGACUCGCAUGUCCUAACUACUAGGGCUGCAUCAUGUAAUCGUAAUGUACAGUCUUUUGUUAACGUGAGACGUAAGUUGCUUUCGGUAUUUUUUUUUUUUAAGAGAUAAGAAAAGAAAAGGAAAUACUCCAAUAUGUAGUACACUACGGAGACCCGAAACUCAAGCAUUUUUCUACCCGAAAGGAUGAUUCUACCCGGGCGUAGUAGAAUUUGCAGGGUCAGUAUUGCUCCGUUUUCUUUGGGGUAUUUUGUCAAACACCAUCCAACUUCUCCUUCACGUCCCUUCUUCUCUUUCACAUUCAAAUUCAAUUCCAAUGGACGAAAACCACAGUCAUUCACCACAACUGCAACACGUGAAACAUCCCUACUCCAUACCUUGACUUCUACACAACAGCAACAAGUGGAGCUCUACAUUCACUCCCUCCUUCAAUGGAAUCAGAAGAUGAAUCUUACGGCUGUUAAAGACGAAAAUGAGGCAAUGGAAAGGCAUGUGGAGGACUCGCUAGCCAUCAUAGAACCCAUCACGAGCUCUUAUCUCUCACAUUGUGGGACUUCAUGUGAAAAUUUGAAUCUUAUCGAUGUCGGAACUGGGGCUGGCCUUCCAGGUGUCAUUCUAGCUAUUGCUUGCCCAGGUUGGAAACUGACGCUUCUGGAGUCUAUGCGUAAGCGUUGCGACUUCUUGGAGCAUGCAGUUAGUGUUACUGGUUUGUCUAACGUGCAAGUUAUCAGAGAAAGAGCCGAGAACUUGGGGCAUAAACCUGGCUUAAGAGAGGUAUUUGACAUAGCAGUAGCAAGAGCAGUUGCAGAAAUGAGAAUCUUAGCUGAGUACUGUCUUCCUCUAGUACGUGUGGGUGGCUUAUUUGUAGCCGCAAAGGGUCAUGAUCCUCAGGAAGAGGUCAAAAGAGCAGAAAGAGCUAUUAAGUUGAUGGGUGCUUCACUGUUGCCAACAUUCACUGGUUUGUUGCCUUGCUUAUCAUUAUCCCAGAACUUUGUUUACAUUCUUACCGCAGUGGAAAGCAAUAUCAUUACUCAUGCUUUCAAUGGUAUCUUAUUGAUGUUAUUUAGGAUUUGUUUGGCAUGUUGCCCUAUAUCAUAAAUUACUUAUGCUACUCCAGCUUUUGCAGUGUGUCAAUCUUGUGACCACAUGGUAGUUGUUUGAUUGACAACAUAGUUGUCUAUGUUUGCAUCAACAGUCAUACUAGAUUUUCUCUCUGCUUUUGCAGUUGUUGGGCAUAAAUCUCAGUUUACUUGUAUUCUUGUUUGCCUGAUUGUAGUGAAAUCACACAGCAAGUUAGGACAAAGAACUGCCAUUGUUUGUCUGAAAGAGGGUUCUACGCCGAAAAAAUAUCCUCGUGAUCCAGGUAUACCAGGAAAGUUGCCUCUCUAAGUGCUAAACUUCAUUCUUUCACUUGUACUUGUGAGUGUAGCUUGCAUAGUUGAGGUUCAUUGUAAAUUGUAGAAAGAGAACUCUUUUAUGAGCGGACAAAAUGCUAUAAUAAUGUGCAAUCUUUGAAUGGUUUCUCUGUUUCCUCUUCACACACUAGUGGCUCUGCCAAUAUGUACCUGCUGUGUCGAUGCUUUUCCACUUCUAGUUAGUGCACUGAUUUUUUACUUUUUCUGGGAAAUGAGAAUCAAAUCCAUCGAGAAACACAUCUGAAGGUGUUUGUUAGCACAAUAACGACAGAGGAUCUAAUCUAUUUGAUCGGUACUUAAAAUGGGAGGAAGGUCUAGUUGACCCAUGUUUGAUGUUCCGGAGGACAAGAAGGCCUAGUUGUUAUACAUGUUGUGUUGACCUCUUUUCAGUUGUCCGUGAACAGAGAUUAACAAUCAAAUCUUGAUUUUUGAAGUGUAGGAUGCCUUCAUCGAUAAAAAGAUGCACUCCUGAUUUGCAAAUUAAAAUAGUCAACGCAAAGACUCAAUGCAAAAUUGAUGUUAAGACGUGCAUACUGUAAAAAGAGUUUGAACUUUCUCCUCUGCAGAGCUGUAUAAGAAGCCAAGCACAACUGAACAAAUAUGCUUUAUAAGCCCAUUUUAAAAGUCGAAUGUUCGCAAUUUAGCAAAUAUAUAAAAAUGUAGUGGUCUUUAGUCUCUCCAUUAUCCCUUAUUCUAAAGGGGAUAAAUAAAUGGAAGAAAGGAAAACAAAAUAUAAAUGUUUGGUUCGUUUUUCUAGUGUGUGUUUUUAGGUGUUUUCUGUAUUGGAAAUGUAAAAAGAUGUGUUAGAAAUAUAAAAAAAGUAUGCUGGGAUGAGACAGUUAUUAGUAAAAUAAACUGAAAAAACCAUCAAAAAAAGCAAACAAACAUAGCCAAGCGGUUUACAACUACGUGUUUUUAUUAUCACAUUUAACAAAAGCCAAGAAUAGAUUACAAAUAUUUCAGGUAAGAAUUAGAUAAAUGUAAUUGUAUUUGAUACAUGUAACAGUAGAAUCUGUAUUCUGUAAUAUUAGUAGACAAAAUAUUCAAGAACUGUAUUACAUGGAUGGCUUACUAGUUUAUCCACCUCAUUAGUGAUAUAAAGCUUGUAUUUUCUUUCAAUAGAAUAAAAUAAAUAAAAAUGUCUAGUCAUAUCCACUGACCACUGUUAAUUAUCUCAACCGUUGGCGCUAAGAAUGCAAAAUGCUGUGAAUUUUAACUCAAGAAGUACCAUUUCUUGAAAGGCUGGCGAAAACUAAAAAAUUUCAUUUCGUUUCACCAUUCAGUUUUAUUGUGUGUGAUAGUUAAAUAACAUGAAAUUAGUCUUUCCAAAGAUAUCAUCUUAACUGAAAAAUGAAAGAAAAAAGUUUAUCUGUAAAACCACCUAAUCACAUCUUUAUUAUACUAAAAAUGUUAACAUAAUGAAAAACAUAAUUGUAUAUAUUUAUAUAAAUACAGUGCCGCCUAACUCAUCAUCUUUUUCAUUAUGUGUAUUUAGUAUAGAAAUAUUCUUCGUAUAUAUCAUUUCCCUUUUAUUCUUUUUCUUUUUUACUAA